CCUAUCUUUAUCUAUAAAAUACGUGUAUUUCUUUUCAGAUGACCAUUGUGAGGUUAUAUUUGACCAUAUGGAUGGAAAGAAUACAAUAAAACACCAAGAAUGAUAACACACAUGUAUAUACAAUAAAAUAUAUUUAUUUCAUAUACGUGUUUACAAUCUAAAAAAAAGAAGACAACCACCGACGAUUGAAGAACAAGGUAAUGGUGUGUUCAUGUUGUUGAGUAAGCAGGUAAAUGAUGGCUGAGACGAUAAAUAGUGAAGAAAGGACAGGCGAGGAGGAAAAUGAUGUUAAAAGAGAACCAUUGAAGACAAACAUUUCUUCUGCUAAAAGCAACAUUUCUGAUGACGCAAGUAUUAAGUCCGACAUAAGUGAGCAUCACUCUCAACACAGAGACCGACCUUUGACCUCUGAUCCGUUAUCAGAUUUAACAGACAAUCAGCGUGUCGUUCUCUACACCAUGUUUCUGUAUGGAGAAGAAAAUGUUGUUUUGCAUGAUGACAUCUUUAUGGGAGACGUUGAUGUCUGGAAGACGCUAAAAGAGCUGGAGGACAGGGAAUUGGUGGGACUGUUGGUUGAAAACAAAGAAGAACUCCUAUCUGUGUAUUUUAUCCCAAGUUACACACGAUGGGAGAUAAUGGAAUCUUAUAGAGAGAACUGUUUGCUAAGUGAUAUAGACAAAGAGUUUUUCGUGGAUGUGGUCUCAGACAUCCCUUUAUAUUAUAUUGAAACAGAGUCCAAUAUCUUAAACCUUGAUGUGUCAAGUCCACAAGACAAGAGAUCUCUAAUGCUAAUGAGAUUGGUAAUGGAGGGGAAGAUUGACAGAGAAAUACAACUUAUCGGAGGUACAUACAGAUUUGACAGAAUGAUUCCAAAUCGAUUCUACAAUGAUUCUGAAAAAUUUGUCCAAUUUUGGAAGAAUUAUUGUACCUGGAGAAACAUACACCCUACAGACUGGUCUAAUGGAGUCUGUGAUACAGAAGUCGAAAGAUAUUACUCAGUAUACACAAUCCUCUCUGGAUACGAGGAAGGUAAACAAGUAUACAUUUUACAUAAUAUAUUAUUUAUAGAGGAAUUCUUAAGAUAAAAAAUAUUGAAUACAAUUAUCGCAAUGUAUUAAAGCAUUAUCUUUAAAUAUACUAGC
Saccostrea cuccullata (small rock oyster) is the source of this 1142-nucleotide messenger RNA. RefSeq lists its product as uncharacterized. The record is from RefSeq and is a predicted model, not a curated record. The transcript is spliced from 4 exons. Lineage: Eukaryota; Metazoa; Mollusca; Bivalvia; Ostreida; Ostreidae. The coding region runs from base 234 to 1085 and encodes 283 amino acids.